Messenger RNA from Dermochelys coriacea (leatherback sea turtle), 17157 nucleotides. Its product is annotated as IgGFc-binding protein-like. Gene Ontology annotation, cellular component: extracellular matrix. Gene Ontology annotation, molecular function: protein binding. The transcript has 40 exons. The coding region runs from base 1 to 16866 and encodes 5621 amino acids. NCBI's taxonomy places the organism in Eukaryota, Metazoa, Chordata, Testudines, Dermochelyidae. The record is from RefSeq and is a predicted model, not a curated record.
AUGAUAAAUGGGCAGCCAGAGUGUGUGCCUGUCUCUCGGGGCACAUGCUGGGCUGGAGGAUACUUUCAUUACCACACCUUCGAUGGACGGGUGUAUGGUUUCCAUGGCACCUGCAACUACACGGUGGCUAAGACCUGCAGGGAUGACUCUGUCCUGCCCUCCUUCCACGUCUUGGCCAAGAGCGAGAACAGUGGGAACACACAGGUUUUCUACAUUGCGUCGGUGACUGUCCAGGUGGAUGGAGUCACUGUCACAGCAGCCAGGGCUGAGGUCGGCUUUGUGUGGGUGAAUAACACCAGGGCCCACUUACCCAUCUCCCUGAACAAUGGGACUCUUCGGCUCUAUCAGAGCGGCACCUCCCUCGUCCUCCGCACUGACUUCAACCUCAGGGUGUCCUAUGACUGGAACAACCACCUGAGGGUCACCGUCCCUAAUGACUUCUCCAACAGCCUGUGUGGCCUGUGCGGCAACUAUAAUGGGGACCCCUCCGAUGACUUCCGGACCCCAGACGGGGACCUGGCUCCCAGUGUCGCUGCCCUGGGGAAAAGCUGGGCAGUGGAAGAUGAGGAUCAGUUUUGCUGGCACGAUUGCAUUGGAGGUUGCAGGCCCUGUGCCGCCAGCAUAGCCAGAAAGUACAAGGAGGAGGCCUUGUGUGGCCUGAUAGCCAAGGUCUCAGAUGGGCCCUUCAGCCAGUGCCACACCAAGGUGGAUCCUACAGUCUACUUGGACAACUGCGUGUACGAUCUAUGCCACAACGACGGCUACAGGACAGCCCUGUGUGAGGCCCUGAAGGCCUAUGCAGAUGCCUGCCAGCUGGAGGGGGUCAGGAUUGGGGAAUGGAGGCAGCUGGCCAGAUGCCUCAUGGAGUGCUCCCUGGAGAACAGCCAGUACCAGCUGUGUGGAACAGCCUGCCCAGCCACGUGCGUGGACCAGUCAGCCCCCAGCAGCUGCCAAGACCCCUGCGUGGAAAGCUGCCAGUGCAAAGAUGGUUUUGUGCUGAGCCAGGGCAAAUGCAUCCCCAAGGGCAGCUGUGGGUGCCUCUUUGAGGGACGCCCCUAUGCCCCCAAUGAGAGUUUCUGGGUUGAUGAGGCAUGUGGGACACGGUGCAUGUGCAACGCAGCCACUAGACAAGUUGAAUGCGUGGCCGCUACAUGCAAACACUCGGAGAGGUGCGGGCUAGUGAACGGCAUACGGGGCUGUUACCCCUCCAGCUAUGCCACUUGCUCUGUGACACGGAAUCUGCACUACACCACCUUUGAUGGACAGAGAUACGACUUCCAAGGCACCUGCCGCUACCAGCUAACUAUCCUAUGCAAGAAGGGAGAGGGACUGGUGGACUUUGAAGUCUACUUCCAGGAAAGCAAUGCUGCUCCUGUGCAGAUCAAGGUCUAUGAGACCGACAUCAGGGUCAGCAAUCAAUUCCCUGGGAAAAUCAUGGUGAACAGUUUCCUGAUUACCCUUCCCUUCAACCUCAAUGAUAAGAAAAUCACUAUGUAUAAAAAGGGUUGGGCCACAAUGAUCCAGACAGACUUUGGUCUCACCGUUACCUAUGCCAGGUGGUCAGGACGUACCACAAUCACUCUGCCAGUCACCUAUGCGGGAGCUGUGUGUGGUCUGUGUGGCAGUUUCAACAGGGACAGGGAGGACGACAUGCUCAUGAGGGAUGGUACACUGGCACCAAACCCCAUCAGCUUUGGCCAGAGCUGGAAGGUGGGAGACCUCCCAGGAUGCACUGCAGUAACGAUACCACCAUGCACAAGUAUAGAGGCUAUUGAAAAACAACAACGAGGUAGCAGAGGGCAGUGUGGGCUCAUCUUAUACAAGAGUGGCCCUUUCAGAGGAUGUCACAGCAAGGUGGACCCCCAUGGAUACUUCGUAGACUGCGUGUACGGCUAUUGCGUCCUUAAUGGGCAGGAGAGUAACGUCUGCCAGGCCGUUGCUGGCUAUUCUGAGGCAUGUCAGGAAGCUGGAGCUAUGGUGCGUCCCUGGAGGACUCCGAAAUUCUGCUCUCCGUCCUGUCCCGCGAACAGUCACUAUGAAUUCUGCAGCAGCAGCUGCGAUCUGACAUGCAGCAACCUCUAUGCCCCGGUGCAAUGCACAACCCAGUGUAAGGAAGGCUGCGUGUGUGAUGAGGGCUUUGUUCUCAGUGAUGACUGCUGCGUCCCCAUUUCCCAGUGCGGAUGCCUCCACAGGAGACUUUACUACCAGGCCGGGGAGACCUUCCACCCGAGCGGUUCAUGCAAGGAGCAGUGCGUGUGUCAGGCUGGUGGGGAGGUUGUGUGUAAGGCAUUCUCCUGUGGUGCUGGUGAGGAAUGUGGGGUGGUGGACGGUGUCCAAAAAUGCCACCCAUUUGGAUCUGCAACCUGUUCUGCCUCUGGUCAUUCCCACUACCUCUCUUUCGAUGGAGUCUCCUUUGACUUCCAAGGCACCUGCACCUACCUCCUGGCCAAGACCUCCACCAAUGCCAGUCAUCUUACACCAUUUACUAUCAGCAUAGAGAAAGAAGAUUGGGGCCCAAGGAACAUGUCUGUGGCCAAACUGUUAUCCAUUAAGGUGUAUGGGAUCACACUCACCCUGCUGCAAAACAAACAAGGGCUCAUCAUGGGCCAGCCUCCCAUCUUCCUCCUGCUGCUCUUGCAGGGGAAUCAGGUGAUUCGUGCUCCUCAGGUGAACGGGGUGUCCCACAACCUGCCAGUAAUCAUGGCUGAUGGGCAACUUAGAGCAUAUCAACAUGGCAGAAACAUUCUGGUGCAAACCAACUUCGGCCUCAUUGUGAGCUAUGACCUGGUUUACCAGGCCAGGGUCACCGUCCCAGAAAGCUACGAGGGCCAGACGUGUGGCCUGUGCGGGAACUACAAUGGACAGGAAGACGAGGAGUUUCUGCUCCCCGAUGGCAGGACAGCCCCUGAUGAGGCAGCAUUUGGGUCUGCUUGGGAAGUCCAGAUCCCAGGAGCAUCCUGUAUAGACAGAUGUGCUGGAAACAGCUGUCCAGUUUGUGAAGAGAAGAAGAAGGAUGUCUUCAAAGGGCACAACUACUGUGGGCUGCUCACAGACCCCGACGGCCCCUUCGCGGCCUGCCACGGCGCAGUCAGCCCCAGCGUGUAUCAGAGGAACUGCCUGUAUGAUCUGUGCCUGGGCAACAGGGACUCCCAGGUCCUGUGCCAGAGCAUCCAUAGCUAUGUAACGGCCUGCCAAGAGGCCGGGGCCCCCAUCCAGCCAUGGAGGAGCGCCUCCUUUUGCCCUGUGAGCUGCCCAGCCAACAGCCACUACGAAGUCUGCGCUGACCUCUGUACCACCACCUGCUCUGGAGACAUCAUGGACUGCCCAGAGACCUGUGCUGAAGGCUGCCAGUGUGACGACGGCUUCUUCUUCGAUGGCCAGGGCUGUGUGACUCUGCAGAGCUGUGGGUGCUUUGAGCAUGGGAGAUAUUACAAGCCCAAUGAGACAGUCCUGAUGAACGAAUGCCAGCAAAGCUGCACAUGUGUUCCUGCCCGAGGGGUGACCUGUAAAGGCCAUGGCUGCUCCCGAGAAGAAAUCUGCCAGAUUAGAGAUGGCGUCAGGGCCUGCAUCAGCAUAGUUAUUCCAAAGCCAUCCUGCAGUGUGGUCCGCUGCAGAGAAGGAACUAUUUGCAAGAUGAUAAAUGGGCAGCCAGAGUGUGUGCCAGUCUCCCAGGCCACGUGCUGGGCUGGGGGUUAUUUGCAUUACCACACCUUCGAUGGACGGGUGUAUGAUUUCCACGGCACCUGCAACUACACAAUGGCCAAGACCUGCAGGGAUGCCUCCAGCCUGCCCUCCUUCCAUGUCAUAGCCAAGAGCGAGAACAGUGGGAACACACAGGUCUUCUACAUUGGGUCGGUGACUGUCCAGGUGGAUGGAGUCACCGUCACAGCAGCCAGGGCUGAGGUCGGCUUUGUGGGGGUGAAUAACACCAGGGCCCACUUACCCAUCUCACUGAACAAUGGGACUCUUCGGCUCUAUCAGAGCGGCACCUCCCUCGUCCUCCACACCGACUUCAACCUCAGGGUGUCCUAUGACUGGAAUAACCACCUGAGGGUCACUGUUCCUAGAGUCUUUUUGAACAGCCUGUGUGGCCUGUGUGGCAACUAUAAUGGGGACCCCUCCGAUGACUUCCGGACCCCAGACGGGGACCUGGCUCCCAGUGUCGCCGCCCUGGGGAAAAGCUGGGCAGUGGAAGAUGAAGAUCAGUUUUGCUGGCACGAUUGCAUUGGAGGUUGUAGGCCCUGUGCCGCCAGCAUAGUCAGAAAGUGCAAGGAGGAGGCCUCGUGUGGCCUGAUAGCCAAGGUCUCAGAUGGGCCCUUCAGCCAGUGCCACACCAAGGUGGAUCCGACAGUCUACUUGGACAACUGUGUGUACGAUCUAUGCCACAACGACGGCUACAGGACGGCCCUGUGUGAGGCCCUGAAGGCCUAUGCAGAUGCCUGCCAGCUGGAGGGGGUCAGGAUUGGGGAAUGGAGGCAGCUGGCCAGAUGCCCCAUGGAGUGCCCCCUGGAGAACAGCCAGUACCAGCUGUGUGGAACAGCCUGCCCAGCCACGUGUGUGGACCAGUCAGCCCCCAGCAGCUGCAAAGACCCCUGCGUGGAAAGUUGCCAGUGUACGGAUGGUUUUGUGCUGAGCCAGGCCAAAUGCAUCCCUAAGGGGGGCUGUGGGUGCCAGUUUGAGGGGCGCCCCUAUGCCCCCAAUGAGAGUUUCUGGGUCGACGAGGAAUGUGGGACACAGUGCAUGUGCAAUGCAGCCACUAGACAAGUCAAAUGCGUGGCUGCUACGUGCAAACACUUGGAGAGGUGCGGGCUAGUGAACGGCAUACGGGGCUGUUACCCCUCCAGCUAUGCCACCUGCUCUUUGACAAGGAAUCUGCACUAUACCACCUUUGAUGGACAGAGAUAUGACUUCCAAGGCACCUGCCGCUACCAGUUCACAGCCCUGUGCGAGAAGGCAGAGGGGCUGGUGGACUUUGAAGUUAACUUCCAGGCAAACAAUACUGCUCCUCUACAGAUCAAGGUUUAUCAGACCAACCUCAGGAUCAGCAAUCAGUUCCCUGGGAAAGUCCUGGUGAACAGUUUUCUGAUGAAUCUUCCCUUCAACCUCAUUGAUAAGAAAAUCACUGUGUAUAGAAAGGGCUGGGCCACAGUGAUCCAGGCAGACUUUGGUCUCACCGUUACCUAUGCCGGGUGGUCAGGACGCAUCACGGUGACUCUGCCCGUUACCUACGCAGGAGCCGUGUGUGGUCUGUGUGGCAACUUCAACAGUGACAGGGAUGAUGACAUGCUCAUGAGGGAUGGCAUGCUGGCACCAAGCCCCAUCAGCUUUGGCCAGAGCUGGAAGGUGGGCAACCUCCCAGGAUGCUCUGCAGUAAUGAUACUACCAUGUGCAAGUGUAGAUGCUAUUGAAAAACAGCAACGAGGUAGCAGAGGGCAGUGUGGGCUCAUCCUCCAUAAGAGUGGCCCUUUCAGAGGAUGUCACAGCAAAGUGGACCCCCAUGGAUACUUCGUAGACUGCGUGUAUGGCUAUUGCGUCCUUAGUGGGCAGGAAAGUAACGUCUGCCAGGCUGUUGCUGGCUAUUCCGAGGCAUGUCAGGAAGCUGGAGCUGUGGUGCAUCCCUGGAGGACUACGAAAUUCUGCUCUCCGUCCUGUCCCCUGAACAGUCACUAUGAAUUCUGCAGCAGCAGCUGCGAUCUGACAUGCAGCAACCUCUAUGCCCCGGUGCAAUGUACGACCCAGUGUAAGGAAGGCUGCGUGUGUGACAAGGGCUUUGUUCUCAGUGGCGAGCGCUGUGUCCCCAUUUCCCAGUGCGGAUGCCUCCAUAAGGGAUUUUACUACCAGCCCUGGGAGACCUUCCACCUGAGUGGCUCAUGUAAGGAGCAGUGUGUAUGUCAGGCUGGUGGGGAAGUUGUAUGUAAGGCUUUCUCCUGCGGCGCUGGUGAGGAAUGCAGGGUGGUGGACGGCAUCCAGAAAUGCCACCCAUUUGGAUUUGUGACCUGUUCUGCCUCUGGCCAUCCCCACUACGUCUCUUUCGAUGGGGUCCCCUUUGACUUCCAAGGCACCUGCACCUACAUCCUGGCCAAGACCUGCACCGAUUCCAGCCACCUUACACCAUUCACUAUCAGCAUAGAGAAAGAAUCCUGGGGCAGUGAGAAUGUGUCCAUGGCCAAGCUGGUAUCCAUCCAGGUGUAUGGGAUCACACUCACGCUGCUGCAGAGCAAACAGGGGCUCAUCAUGGUGGACGGGGUAUCCCACAAUCUCCCCGUGAUAAUGGUCAAUGGGCAGCUCCGAGCAUAUCAGCAUGGCACUAAUGUCCUGGUUCAAGCCGACUUUGGCCUCACUGUGAGCUAUGACCUGGUUUACCAGGCCAGAGUCACCAUCCCAGGGACCUACCAGGGCCAGAUGUGUGGCCUGUGCGGGAACUACAAUGGACAGCAGGACGAGGAGUUCGUGCUCCCCAGUGGCAGGACAGCCCCUAAUGUGGCAGCAUUUGGCUCUGCUUGGGAAGUCGAGAUCCCAGGAGCAUCCUGUACAGACAGAUGUGCUGGAAACAGCUGUCCAGUUUGUGAAGAGAAGAAGAAGGACGUCUUCAAAGGGCGCAACUAUUGUGGGCUGCUCACAGACCCCGACGGCCCCUUUGUGGCCUGCCACAAUGUGGUCAGCCCCAGCGUAUAUCAGAGCAACUGCCUGUAUGAUCUGUGCCUGGGCAACGGGGAUGCACAGGUCCUGUGCCAGAACAUCCACAGCUACGUGACAGCCUGCCAAGAGGCUAAGGUCUUCAUCCAGCCCUGGAGGAGCGCAUCCUUCUGCGCUGUGAGCUGCCCGGUUAACAGCCAUUACGGGGUCUGCGCUGACCUCUGUACCACCACCUGCACUGGAGACAUCAUGGACUGCCCAGAGACCUGUGCUGAAGGCUGCCAGUGUGACGACGGCUUCUUCUUCGAUGGCCAGGGCUGUGUAACUCUGCAGAGCUGUGGGUGCUUCGAACAGGGGAGAUACUACAAGCCCAGUGAGACAGUCCUGAGAAAUGAGUGCCAGCAAAACUGCACUUGCGUUCCUGCCCGAGGGGUGACUUGCAAAGCUCACAGCUGCACCAGUGGAGAAGAAUGCCAGAUCAGAGACGGCCUCAUGGACUGCAUCAGCCAAGUUAUUCCAAAGCCAUCCUGCAGUGUGGUCUGCUGCAGCGAGGGAACUAUUUGCAAGAUGAUAAAUGAGCAGCCAAAGUGUGUGCCAGUCUCUCGGGGCACGUGCAGGGCCAGUGGAUACUUUCAUUACCACACCUUCGAUGGACGGGUGUAUGAUUUCCAUGGCAACUGCACCUACACAGUGGCCAAGACUUGCAGGGAUGCCUCCGGCCUGCCCUUUUUCCAUGUCACGGCCAAGAGCGAGAACAGUGGGAACACACAGGUCUUCUACAUUGGGUCGGUGACCGUCCAGGUGGAUGGAGUCACUGUCACAGCAGCCAGGGCUGAAGCCAGCUUUGUGUGGGUGAAUAACACCAGGGCCCACUUACCCAUCUCCCUGAACAAUGGGGCCCUUCGGCUCUAUCAGAGCGGCACCUCCCUCGUCCUCCGCACCGACUUCAACCUCAGAGUGUCCUAUGACUGGAACAACCACCUGAGGGUCACUGUCCCUAAUGACUUCUCCAACAGCCUGUGCGGCCUGUGCGGCAACUAUAAUGGGGACCCCUCCGAUGACUUCUGGACCCCAGACAGGGACCUGGCUCCCAGUGUCGCUGCCCUGGGGAAAAGCUGGGCAGUAGAAGAUAAGGAUCAGUUUUGCUGGCACGAUUGCAUUGGAGGUUGCAGGCCCUGUGCCGCCAGCAUAGCCAGAAAGUACAAGGAGGAGGCCUCAUGUGGCCUGAUAGCCAAGGUCUCAGAUGGGCCCUUCAGCCAGUGCCAUACCAAGGUGGAUCCUACAGUCUACUUGGACAACUGUGUGUACGAUCUGUGCCACAACGACAGCUACAGGACGGCCCUGUGUGAGGCCCUGAAGGCCUAUGCAGAUGCCUGCCAGCUGGAGGGGGUCAGGAUUGGGGAAUGGAGGCAGCUGGCCAGAUGCCCCAUGGAGUGCCCCCUGGAGAACAGCCAGUACCAGCUGUGUGGAACAGCCUGCCCAGCCACGUGUGUGGAUCAGUCAGCCCCCAGCAGCUGCCAAGACCCCUGUGUGGAAAGCUGCCAGUGCAAGGACGGUUUUGUGCUGAGCCAGGGCAAAUGCAUCCCCAGGAGCAGCUGUGGGUGCCAGUUUGAAGGGCGCCCCUAUGCCCCAAAUGAGAGUUUCUGGGUCGAUGAGGAUUGUGGGACACAGUGCAUGUGCAAUGCAGCCACUAGACAAGUCGAAUGCAUGGCCUCUACAUGCAAACACUUGGAGAGGUGCGGGCUAGUGAACGGCGUACGGGGCUGUUACCCCUCCAGUUAUGCCACCUGCUCUGUCACAAGGAAUCUGCACUACACCACCCUUGAUGGACAGAGAUAUGACUUCCAAGGCACCUGCCGCUACCAGCUCAUGGCCCUGUGCAAGAAGGCGGAGGGACUGGUGGACUUUGAGGUCUACUUCCAGGAGAACAAUACCGCUCCUCUACAGAUCAAGGUUUAUCAGACCAACCUCAGGGUCAGCAAUCAAUUCCCUGAGAAAGUGCUGAUGAACGGUUUCCUGAUUAACCUUCCUGUCAACCUCAUUGAUAAGAAAAUCACUGUGUAUAGAAAGGGCUGGGCCACAAUGAUCCAGACAGACUUUGGUCUCACUGUUAGCUUUGCCAGGUGGUCAGGACGCAUCACUGUCACUCUGCCAAUCACCUACACGGGAGCUGUGUGUGGUCUGUGUGGCAACUUCAACAGGGACAGGGAGGACGACUUGCUCAUGAGGGAUGGAACGCUGGCACGAAGCCCAGUCAGCUUUGGCCAGAGCUGGAAGGUGGGCGACCUCACAGGAUGCUCUGCAGUAACAAUACCACCAUGUGCAAGUGUAGAGGCUAUUGAAAAACAACAAAAAGGUAGCAGAGGGCAGUGUGGGAUCAUCCUAGACAAGGGUGGCCCCUUCAGAGGAUGUCACAGCAAAGUCGACCCCCGUGGAUACUUCGUAGACUGUGUGUACGGCUAUUGCAUCCUCAGUGGGCAGGAAAGUAACAUCUGUCAGGCUGUUGCUGGCUAUUCCGAGGCAUGUCAGGAAGCUGGUGCUACGGUGCAUCCCUGGAGGACAACAAAAUUCUGCUCUCCAUCCUGUCCCCUGAACAGUCACUACGAAUUAUGCAGCAGCAGUUGCGAUCUGACAUGCAGCAAUCUCUAUGCCCCGGUGCAAUGCACGAGCCAGUGUAAGGAAGGCUGCAUGUGUGAUGAGGGCUUUGUUCUCAGUGGUGACCACUGCGUCCCCUUUUCCCAGUGUGGAUGCCUCCACUGGGGACUUUACUACCAGGCUGGGGAGACCUUCCACCCAAAUGGUUCAUGUGAGGAGCAGUGCGUGUGUCAGGCUGGUGGGGAGAUUGUGUGUAAGGCAUUCUCCUGCAGUUCUGGUGAGGAAUGCAGGAUAGUGGAUGGCAUCCAGAAAUGCCACCCAUUUGGAUCUGCGACCUGUUCUGCCUCUGGCCAUCCCCACUACCUCUCUUUCGACGGGGUCUCCUUUGACUUCCAAGGCACCUGCACCUACAUCCUGGCCAAGACCUGCACUGAUGCCAGUCACCUUACACCAUUCACUGUCAGCUUAGAGAAAGAAGAUUGGGGCACCAGGAAUGUGUCCAUGGCCAAGCUGGUGUCCAUUCAGGUGUAUGGCAUCACCCUCACCCUGCUGCAGAGCAAACAGGGACUCAUCAUGCGCAGCAGGAUGGGAACAGAUCGGUGGGGAGUGAUUCGAGUGGGAAUAGCGGUGCUGAUGAUCUCUGAGGACCUAACAAAAAUCACAUUACAUUUGCCCAAGGGGAACAGCUGGGAUGUGGUGAAGUCAGCUCCCAAACAGGUGCAGACGAAGAGCCGGGUGGAUGGGGUGUCCCACAACCUGCCUGUGAUCGUGGCCGAUGGGCGACUCUGGGCAUAUCAGCACGGCAGGAACGUCUUGGUGCAAACUGACUUUGGCCUCACUGUGAUCUACGACCUGGUUUACCAUGCCAGAGUCACUGUCCCAGGGAGCUACCAUGGCCGGAUGUGCGGCCUAUGCGGGAACUACAAAGGGCAGCAGGAUGACAAGUUCCUGCUCCCUGAUGGCAGGGUGGCCCCCGACACUGCAUCCUUCGGGUCUGCCUGGGAAGUUCAGACCCCAGAGGCAUCCUGUACAGACAAAUGUGCUGGGAACAGCUGUCCGGUCUGUGAGGAGGAGAGGAAAGAUGUCUUCAAAGAGCACAACUACUGCGGACUGCUCAUAGCCCUUGACGGCCCUUUUGCCACCUGCCAUGGCACGGUCAGCCCCAGCGUGUAUUUCAACAACUGCCUGUAUGAUUUGUGCCUGGGCAACGGGAACUCCCAGGUCCUGUGCCAGAGCAUCCACAGCUACGUGACGGCCUGCCAAGAGGCCAAGGUCACCAUCCAGCCCUGGAGGAGCGCCUCCUUCUGCCCUCUGACCUGCCCAGCCAACAGCCACUAUGAGGUCUGUGCUGACCUCUGCACCACCUGCACUGGAGACAUCAUGGACUGCCCGGAGACCUGUGCUGAAGGCUGCCAGUGUGACGAGGGCUUCUUCUUCAACGGCCAGGGCUGCGUGACUUUGGAGAGCUGUGGGUGCUUUGAGCAUGGAAGAUACUACAAGCCCAGCGAGACGAUGCUGACGAAUGAGUGCCAGCAGAGCUGCACCUGCGUUCCUGCCCGAGGGGUGACCUGCAAAGCCCACAAUUGCACCAGAGAAGAAACCUGUCAGAUCAGAGACGGUAUCAUGGGCUGCAUCAGCAAAGAUCCCUGCAAAACCCUAGAAUGCCGGAUCAAGGAGACAUGCAAAAUUGACGAUGGCCAAGAGGCAUGUGUUCCUGACCUCACUGGAAUUUGCCUGGGUGCAGGGGAUGCACAGUACCAAACCUUUGAUGGCCUGAAGUUUGACUUGCAGGGCACCUGCAAGUACACCAUCGCUAAGUACUGUGGCAGCGACCCUACCCUGGAGCCCUUCACCAUUAAUGAGAAGAACAACGACAGGGGGAACCAGGAUAUCUCCUUUUGGCAGGUGACGAAUAUUUACGUCUAUGGGUACAACAUCUCCAUCUACAAGAGGGAAGUUGGCAAAGUCCGGCUGAACAGUGUGAUCACCAGUCUCCCAGUGACACUGAAAGACGGUAAAAUCAGACUGUACCAGAAAGACCUCAGUACCGUCCUGCAGACGGACUUCGGCCUCCAGAUUACAUAUGACAAAAAUUGGCAUGUAGUGAUCACCCUCCCCAGCAGCUAUUAUGGGGCCACGUGCGGCCUAUGUGGGAACUUCAACCAGAAUCCAGAAGAUGACAUGACAUCAUCCAAUGGCACCAGAGUCUCCUCCAUUGUGGGCUGGGCUGCCAGUUGGAAAGUCCAAGACCGGGAUCCCAUUUGCUGGGAUUAUUGCCAAGACACUUGUCCAAUGUGUGAUGAGAGCAAGAGAGAUCUGUAUGGGGAUGACAGUCACUGUGGGUUGAUCAGUAAAGCACCGGGAGGGCCCUUCAGAGAGUGUCACUCCAGGGUGAGCGCCGAUGACUUCUUUGACAGCUGCGUUUAUGACAUGUGUCUGAAUGAGGGGGACAAGAGCAUUCUGUGUGAGGCGCUGGAGUCCUAUGCGAAUGCCUGCAGGAAGCAUGGGGUCACUGUCGAUGACUGGAGGAUGCCGUCCAGUUGUGAUGCCUGCAAAGCUCUGAAAUGCUGGAACAAAGAGACAUGCCGGACUGAGGAUAGCCACACAGCAUGUAUUCCUGACUACAUGGCAACCUGCUUGGGCUCAGGGGACAUGCACUACCAAACUUUUGAUGGUCUGAAGUUUGACUUCCAGGGCACCUGCACCUACAUCCUGGCCAAAUACUGUGGGAACAAUGCCACCCUGGAGCCUUUCACCAUUGAUGAGAAGAAUGACAAUAGGGGAAGCCAGGAUAUCUCCUUUCUGCGGGUGACCAACAUCUACAUCUAUGGGUACAACAUCUCCAUCUACAAGAGGGAAGUUGGCAAAGUCCGACUAAAUGGUGUGAUCACCAGUCUCCCGGUGAUGCUGAAAGAUGGUAAAAUCAGACUGUACCAGAAAGGCCUCAGCACUGUUAUGCAGACAGACGUUGGUCUCCGGGUGGGGUACAACAAGAACUGGCAUCUGGAAAUCACCCUCCCCAGCAGCUAUUAUGGUGCCAUGUGUGGUCUUUGUGGGAACUUCAACCAGAACCCAGAAGACGACCUGAUGUCCUCCAACAGCAUCAAAGUCUCCUCCAUCGUGGGCUGGGCUGCCAGUUGGAAAGUCCAAGACCGGGACCCCUUUUGCUGGGAUUAUUGCCAAGAGACUUGCCCAAUGUGUGAUGAGAUCAAGAGAGAUCUGUAUGGGGAUGACAGUCACUGUGGGGUGAUCAGUAAAGCACUGGGAGGGCCCUUCAGAGAGUGUCAUUCCAGGGUGAGCCCCGACGACGUCUUUGACAACUGUAUCUAUGACGUGUGUCUGAAUGAGGGGAACAAGAUCAUUCUAUGUGAGGCGCUGGAGGCCUACGCGGACUCCUGCAGGGACCAUGGAGUCACUGUCUAUGACUGGAGGACUCCAUCCAGCUGUGAUGAAUUUGGAGAUUGGAAUUCUGUCCAAACAGGUGGCAAUGGAACUAAUUCGACAGUUUACCCUGUUGAUAGAGGGGACGAAAUAUGCAAAGCCCUGCAAUGCCGGACCAAGGAGUUAUGCAAGACAGAGGAUGGCCACACAACAUGUGUUCCCGACUAUGUGGGAACUUGCUGGGGCUGGGGGGACCCACAUUAUCACACCUUUGAUGGCCUGAAGUUUGACUUGCAGGGCACCUGCACCUACACCAUCGCCAAUUACUGUGGCCAUGACCCCUCCCUGGAGACUUUUACCAUUGAGGAGAAGAAUGAUAACAGGGGGAGCCAGGCCAUCUCCUUUCUACGUGUGACCAACAUCUAUGUCUAUGGGUACAACAUCUCCAUCUACAAGAGGGAAGUUGGCAAAGUCCGGCUAAACGGCGUGAUCACCAGUCUCCCAGUGACACUGUCAGACGGUAAAAUCAGAAUGUACCAGAGCGGCUUCCGCGCCAUCCUGCAGACGGACUUUGGUCUCCGGGUGGCAUACAACUGGGACUGGCAUCUGAUGAUCACCCUCCCCAGCAGUUACUAUGGGGCCACGUGUGGCCUAUGUGGCAACUUCAACCAGAACCCUGAAGAUGACAUGAUGUCAGCCAGCGGAACCAGAGUCUCCUCCAUCGUGGGCUGGGCUGCCAGUUGGAAAGUCCAAGAUCGGGAUCCGUUUUGCUUGGAUUCCUGCCAAGAGAACUGCCUGAGAUGUGAUGAGAGCACAAGGGAGCUGUACGGGGGCGACAGUCACUGUGGGUUGAUCAGCAAAGCACUGGGAGGGCCCUUCAGAGAGUGUCACUCCAGAGUGAACUCCAGUGAAUUCUUCGAUAUCUGCAUCUAUGACGUGUGUCUGAACAGGGGCGCUAUGAGAAUCUUGUGCCAGGCGCUGGAGGCCUAUGCAGCAACCUGCAGAGACCACGGGGUCACUGUCUAUGACUGGAGGAUGCCAUCUGGCUGUGCCCUGCCCUGCCCUGAGAACAGCCACUAUGAGGCCUGUGGGAAUGCCUGCCCCGCCAGCUGCUCUGACCGAACUGCCCCCUCCUCCUGCCAGGAGCCCUGCGUGGAGACCUGCCAGUGUAAUGACGGUUACGUCCUCAGUACUGACAAGUGCGUACCCCUGGAGAGUUGCGGCUGUGACUACAAUGGCUACUACUACAAACCCAGUGAGGAGUUCUGGGCCGAUGAGAACUGCCACUCUCGGUGCAGUUGUGACUCCAGCCUGGGCACAGUGGUUUGCAGAAAGACCACUUGCAAGCCCAAAGAAAGAUGCUCUGUGGUCAAUGGGGUCCGUGGCUGCCAUACAAUCAGCUACUCUACCUGCAUAGGUACUGGAGACCCUCACUACACCACCUUUGAUGGGAAAAAGUAUGAUUUCAUGGGCACCUGCAUCUACCAGUUCGUGGCUCUCUGCUCCGAGGACCCCACACUUACUCCGUUCAAUGUCAAAGUGGAAAACAACAACCGAGGCAGUAAGGCUGUGUCCUUCACCAAAAGGGUGACCUUAGAGGUCUACAACGCGACCAUCAGUCUGAGCCAGGAGUAUCCACGCAAGAUCCAGGUCAAUAGUGUCUUUGUGGACCUGCCCUUCUCCUACCAGCACAAGUUCAAGGCCUACAUCAGUGGAGUCCACGGCUUUAUCCAGACUGAUUUCGACCUGAGAGUGAGCUUUGACUGGUACAGCUAUGCCAGAGUCAUCAUACCCAAUACGUACGCCAAUGCCGUCUGCGGCCUCUGUGGCAAUGCCAAUCAGGACCCCAGCGAUGAUCUGACCAUGAAGGAUGGAACUCAGACAUCUGAUGAGAUUCAGUUCGCAGAGAGCUGGAAGGUGGGGGAGGUGCCAGGGUGCUCGUCUAGCUGCACCGGGGAUUGCUCAGUCUGCAGUGAGGCUCAGAAACAACCCUACAAGGGAGACCAGUACUGCGGGGUCCUCACCCGACAGAACGGGCCAUUCAGGCACUGCCACGGGGCCAUCAACCCAGCUCCCUUCUUUGAUGAUUGUCUCUAUGACACUUGCCAGUACAAGGGUCACCAGGACACUCUGUGCAGCGCAAUCAGCGCCUACGUCACAUCCUGCCAGGCCAGGGGCAUCCGGAUAGGGCAGUGGAGAUCGGCCUCGUUCUGCAGACCCACCUGCCCGCUUAACUCUCACUACGAACUCUGUGGAAUCAGCUGCCCUUCCAACUGCAACGACCUGUGGGCUCUAGAUCAGUGUGAGAAGUCCUGUGCUGAAGGGUGUUUCUGUGAUGCUGGAUUCACCCUGAGUGGUGACAAGUGCAUCCCUGUCACACAGUGUGGCUGUGUGCACAAGGCCGUGUAUUACAGGAAGGGAGAGGAGUUCUACCCCAGCGCCUCCUGCCAGGAGCGCUGCCUGUGCAAAGACAAUGGGGUCGUCGAGUGCCAGGAGGCCUCCUGUGGACCCAGUGAGGAGUGUAGGGUGGAGAACGGAGCCCUGGGCUGCCACGCCACGGGAUAUGGAACCUGCGUUGCAUCUGGUGGACCUCACUACAUCUCCUUUGAUGGACGGGCCUUCGACUUCCAGGGCUCCUGCGCUUACACCUUAACCAAGGUCUGCAGCAGAGACUCUGGAUUGGGGAACUUCUCUGUGGUGAUGGAGAAUGAGAGCCCUGGUGGUGGCCACAUGGCUGUGAUGAGGACAGUGGUGGUGUCCCUGCAUGGUUACACCAUCGCCAUGGAGAGGGGGAGGAAGUGGAAGAUUGCGGUGGGUGGUGAGCUCUACACCCUCCCACUGGCUACGGACGAUAGGAAACUUUGGAUUGACCAAAAGGGGAACAACAUCAUUGUCCAGUCAGCCUCUGGCCUCAAAGUCUUUUACGACACUGCCUCCUACCUCCUAGUGUCCGUCCCCAGCACCUAUAAGGGACAUGUGUGCGGCUUGUGUGGCAACUUUAAUGAUGACAAGAACGAUGAUCUCCUGCUGCCCGGUAUGAAGAGUACCCAGAAUGUGGAUGAAUUUGUCGCCUCCUGGAAGGUGCCUGUUGAUGGUGCCACAUGCUCUGAUGGCUGUGGUGAGAAGUGCCCCGUCUGUGAUGCAGCCCAGACAGCACCGUACCAGACUGAGAGCUCCUGUGGGCUGAUCACAGCCACCUCGGGUCCCUUCAGACACUGUCACUCAAUAAUCAGUCCUGUUGAGUACUUCAACCACUGUCUUUAUGACUUGUGUGCCACCAACGGAAGGGGAGAGACCCUCUGCCAGAGCCUGCAGGCCUAUGUGGCUGCAUGCCAAGCAGCUGGGGCCAAGAUCGAGACCUGGAGAACAGCCUCCUUCUGCCCCCUCGCCUGCCCAGCUAACAGCCACUACGAGCUGUGUACCAGAUCCUGCAAUUUCACCUGUGCCAGUUUGUUUGCCCCUGCCCAAUGCACCGGGAAGUGCUUUGAAGGCUGCUGGUGUGAUCCAGAAUACGUGUCCGAUGGGGAGGCAUGUGUCUCCAUGGAUAGGUGUGGCUGUGUGCACAAUGGACGCUACAUCGAGGUGGGUGCUGGCUUUGUCUCCAGCAACUGCUCCGAGAAAUGCACCUGCCACGCUUCAGGCGAGGUCAUCUGUGAGGAAACAAACUGUACCGGAGGGGAGAAAUGCAUACUCAGGAAUGGGGUGCGCAGCUGUGUGGAGCAGAUGGGCCAGUGCACGCUGGCCCCAGGAAUAUGGUUCACCUCCUUUGAUGGUGCCACGAGCGAAGUCCUCCUUGACGGGGCCUAUGAGGUGACUUCCCUCUGUGAAGGGAUCAACCUCCCCUUGUUCCGGAUGGUGGUCAGUGUGUUCAGAGAAGGUGGCUUGGUCAUUCCUGAAGGCAUCUCCGUUUUCUUUGAUGAGGGUCUUAUCCAUGUCAAUAAGAAAAAGGAGAUUUGGGUGAGAGGGCACCAAAGGCAGCUCCCAGUAAAGGUAUCCAAAACCUUGUCUGUAAGUGAGUCUCAGGGCACCAUCAUGAUUGUCCAGGGCUCUAGAAUAAAGAUUCUGUUCAGCCUGAGUGGGGAGGUGACGGUGACAGUCAGUGAGAGCCUGGCUAACAAUCUGUGUGCACCUUGCGGGAACUUCAACGGUGACAUCUCCGAUGACCUGCGGCUUCCCAGCGGGCAGGUUGUGGGGAACAUCACGGACGUAUUUGAAGCUUGGAGGGCGCAAAACCUCUCAAGAAGCGAUGUUUAAAAGCCACCUAAGCUGCAGUGGACCCCCGCCCCCUUUCCCUUCCCUGAGUUGGACUGUGCUGGCUGGUUUCUCAGUAACAGGUCAUAGCUUAGCACACAAAUGUGUGUUCCUUCAUGUAGGGCGCUCCCUGCAGCGCAGAUGAGUUCAGUGGCGGCUGGUGUGUGACAGAAAAAUCUCAUCUGGACUUGUCAAUAGAAAAGUUUGCAAGGUGCGUCUGAAGCAGCAGGCUCUGGCAUGCCUCAAGAAAUGGCUUUCACAUUCUGCUUGGAUCUGACUGUGCUAAGGUCCCUU